AUGUCGAGCAGCGGGCCAAAUCACCCUCAAUCUCUGGUCGAGAGAACGCCUCUCCUACCUGGCCCUUCUCCGGCGUCCCCAUUGCCCGACGCCAUCAAAAACGAGCCUAUCUCCCUCAAGCGGUGGGUCCUGCUGUGGGUGUGCAUAACCAUCGUUGCCAUGGAUUUCGGCGACGCUCUCGCCUACCCCCCCGGCAUCGCAAUCUACGAAUCCGUCAUCUGCAACGAACUUCACAACACAGAUCCAUCACCUCCUAGCAAUGCGACAACAUCACCAUGCAAAUCACCCGCAGUACAGGGGCAACUAGCGCUCUUCAUCGGAAUAAAAGACACUAUUCACCAGCUUCCUGGAAUCGUCCUCGCCCUGCCUUAUGGGCUUGCGGCUGAUCGUAUCGGUCGAAGGCCCAUCGUGCUCCUCUGUCUUGUCGGGCUUUUGUUGGAAGAAGUGGUCAAUCGCCUGGUUUGCUGGUGGGCGCCUUUCGUUCCUUUGCGAGCUGUCUGGGCCACUCCGUUGUUCCAGGUGCUGGGCGGUGGCUCGCAGAUUGCAACUUCGAUGGCGUAUGCCAUGAUCACGGAUGUUUUUGAUCCUGAAGAGCGAUCCUCUAUCUUCUUCGUCAUGGCUGCUGUUAUUUUGCUUGGCGAGAUACUUGCUACGCCUGUAAGCGCUGUGCUGAUGUGGAAAUAUAGUCCCUGGGUGCCUUCCUUACUUGGUCUUGGGAUUCAGUUCGUCGGCUUCUGCGCGGCUUGUGUCUUGCCUGAGACAUUGUCGCAACAGCCAAAGUCACUUCAGGAUGAUCAAGUCAGCGUUGAAACAUCUCAGCCACCCUCAACUGCCCAUGGCAAGACAGACAGCUGGCUUGAGAAACUCGGGAACGAGUGGUCCAGGAUCAAGAGUCGAAUGCCACUCAACACCAACGUCGUGCUCAUCAUAUCCUCAUUCUUCUUCGCCAGCAUCGGCAAACAGGCACUCCAGCUCGUUGUGCAGUAUGCUUCAGUCCGCUUCAAUUGGAGUAUAUCCAGCGCCAGCUUCUUCGUAACUUUGAAAGGAAUAGUCACACUCAUCACCUUGCUCAUCGUACUACCACGCCUCUCCAUCAUCCUAAGCCAUCGCAUGCCCGCCUUCAAAAAAGACCGCUACAUCGUUCAAGGGAGUGCAUGGUCGCUGACCGUGGGCGCGGCAAUCAUGGCACUCGCUACCAGCCCAGUCGUAUUUGGAUUCGGCAUCAGCUUCCUCGCUUGCGGCUGGGGUUUCUAUUCUGCGCUUCGCAGUCUGGCUAUGGCGCUGGUUGAGCCAGAUCAUGGGGGUGUCAUGAGUACGUUUAUUGCGCUGGUGCAGAGUGCUGGGAUGAUGGUCUCGGGCCCGCUUCUUGCAACUGCGUUUGCACUCGGGUUGUCGUUUGGUGGGGCGUGGAGGGGACUGCCGUAUGUGGUUGCAGCGGGGUUUUUCCUCGUUGCUGGGUGUUUGGUUUGCUGUGUUGGGAGGGGAGGAGAGGGGGUUGGAUUGGAGGACGUGGAAGAGGAGGAGCGAUGA
Molecule: messenger RNA, 1530 nt
Organism: Dothidotthia symphoricarpi CBS 119687
Lineage: Eukaryota; Fungi; Ascomycota; Dothideomycetes; Pleosporales; Dothidotthiaceae
Product: MFS general substrate transporter
Exons: 2
Coding region: 1-1530 (509 amino acids)
Biological process (GO): transmembrane transport
Cellular component (GO): membrane
Molecular function (GO): transmembrane transporter activity
Source: RefSeq, a predicted model, not a curated record